This is a messenger RNA of Aphanomyces invadans, 846 nucleotides long. RefSeq lists its product as hypothetical. The record is from RefSeq and is a predicted model, not a curated record. The transcript has a single exon. Bases 135 to 371 code for a protein of 78 amino acids. Lineage: Eukaryota; Oomycota; Saprolegniomycetes; Saprolegniales; Verrucalvaceae.
CACUCAACUGCGACCUGUGCUAAUACUUUUCACCCUGAAGUCUGCAGAGUGCGGACUCGUGCCCAAAGCCAAUCAAAUUGUGCCGUGACAGGUUGCACGCCUCGGCAACCUACCACUGAACAAAUUGAUUGACGAUGGGCAAAGCCAUGCACAAGCAGCUUGCUUGGAGCACGGACAUGGGCCUAGCCUUGCUUUGCGAGGUUGUGCGCGUCGAGCUCUACGACGGCGAGUACGGCACACUCAUUGCAAGAUGGAAAGUCAUCGCAGCCAGCCUGGCCACACUUUUCGAAUGCGAGAUCCCGUACCGGUCUGCACGAGACCAUUACGAGUCGAUGGUGGAGGCGUUCAAGUCGACUGACAUGGCGCAAUGAUUGUGGGGCACCUGCAGCGAAGAGGAUGUCAACGAACAAGUUCAACUAUUGCAGGACCUUGUGGACCGGCGAGCGGCGGCCGAAGAAUUGAAGAAGUCGAAGAAAGACAAGGAGCAAAGACGGCGCGACUCUCUGGAGUCCACAGGGUCCCAACUGUGCCUUGAAGCAGAGCAGCAGGUAGUCAAGCGUCAACGGUCUGUGAGUUCAGUGGCCACCAAAAGAGAAGAACAAGAUGCGGUGACACAGGAACUUCUCGAAUUUGAGAAGAAAAAGCAUUCUGACGAUCGUUUGUAUAGUAGAGUUUGAAAGAGAGGAACAAAAGCUCCAUUUGGCACAAGUGGCUGAGAACACUAAGCGAAACGAGCAACUUGAGCGUCUCUUGUUAGAGAUGGGAAAGUUAAUACAGGUCUCGAGAAGGGAUCCGCAGAGAAUUUGCCAGUGUUCGCAGUGUUGCUUUCGUAAAACGAAACUUCUC